Molecule: messenger RNA, 1377 nt
Organism: Leucoraja erinaceus (little skate)
Lineage: Eukaryota; Metazoa; Chordata; Chondrichthyes; Rajiformes; Rajidae
Product: charged multivesicular body protein 2b-like
Exons: 6
Coding region: 243-884 (213 amino acids)
Biological process (GO): late endosome to vacuole transport; endosome transport via multivesicular body sorting pathway; protein transport
Cellular component (GO): multivesicular body; ESCRT III complex
Source: RefSeq, a predicted model, not a curated record
UCCCAACCCGGUUAUGGGGAAACUGGGAGUUGAGGAAGGAGAAAAUGAAAUAAAGCAGCGGAAACAGGAAGGAGUGAGACAUAAAAAAGAAAGAAACGAGCAUUAAGUCUGGCUGAGGCUGGCGUUGAGUUGAGACUAUUAAAGCUCCGGGUCAGGGCUGAGUGAGCGAACGAGAGACAGGCUCCGGGCUCGUCGUUUCCAAGGUGACGGGGGCCGAGUCUGGGGUGGAGUGAAGUGAGAAAAUGUCGCUGUUCGGGAAGAGGAAGACGGCCGAAGAUGUAAUCAAGGAACAGAAUCGAGAAUUGAGGGGUACUCAAAGAUCGAUAGCCAGAGAUAGAGCGGGUUUAGAGAAGCAAGAAAAACAGCUGGAAAUGGAAAUUAAGAAAAUGGCCAAGUCUGGCAAUAGAGAUGCCUGUAAGAUUCUUGCAAAGCAACUUGUGCAGCUGCGGAAGCAGAAGACCCGUACGUAUGCUGUGAGCUCGAAGGUUACUUCCAUGUCCACUCAGACUAAAUUAAUGAACUCCCAGAUGAAGAUGGCGGGGGCAAUGGCUACUACAACAAAGACAAUGCAAACUGUGAACAAGACAAUGGAUCCACAGAAAACCUUACAAGCUAUGCAAAAUUUCCAGAAAGAAAACAUGAAAAUGGAAAUGACAGAAGAAAUGAUGAAUGAUACAUUAGAUGACAUUUUUGAUGAGUCGGCGGAUGAAGAAGAAAGCCAAGACAUUGUGAACCAGGUGUUGGAUGAAAUAGGAAUUGAGAUUUCUGGAAAGAUGGCUAACGCUCCAGCAACGGCCAAAGGACUACCUGCAGCAUCAACAUCUAAAGCUGGUAUUACAGAUGAUGAAAUUGAACGACAGCUGAAAGCAUUGGGAGUGGACUAAUUUAUCUAAUUGUUAAAUAAGAGAGAAGGAUUUUUUCUUGUUCACUGGGGCAUGCCUUUUACCUUAACUAAUAUGGAUUCACUUUAAAGUGGAUUAUUGGGAGCAUUGUGGAUAUCUUUGUGUAACUUUAACAAAAAUGCUAAUUUCUAAGCCUAUAAAUCUAAAAACAUACUGCCUCUUUAAUAACAUAUUGCUGCUUUUUCAAAAAAAAUCUCAAGGAUUUUGCAUGGAAGUAAAGUAUGUGUGAUUAGUUCUGUUGAUACAGCUGAGUGUAUAUACAAACUGAAGUGUACUUUUUUGGCCAUUUCUCAGAAAUCAAGCCAUUUAUUGUAAUUUCCUAAUAAGAUGGAAAUGAAAGAAGCAAAUGUUGACAUACAAUAAUGUUUUAACAAAUACUCUAGUGUAAUCUAAAUUUAUAUCUCAAUGGGCAAUGAUGUAGGUGAUAGUUGAGUAUUUGCAGUGAUUUCAUAUAAACUGAAACAAUUGAAAUUUA